Plasmodium falciparum 3D7 is the source of this 315-nucleotide messenger RNA. RefSeq names its product putative zinc finger protein. NCBI's taxonomy places the organism in Eukaryota, Apicomplexa, Aconoidasida, Haemosporida, Plasmodiidae. The record is from RefSeq and is a predicted model, not a curated record. Gene Ontology annotation, cellular component: cytoplasm; nucleus. Gene Ontology annotation, molecular function: nucleic acid binding; zinc ion binding.
AUGGCAUUAUCAACAAGAAAAAAGAAAAAUCCACGUAAUACUAUAAAGAGUAAAAUUCUAAAAACAAGGAAAAGGAAAAGAGACUACGAUCAAGUAUAUAAUGAUUACUUCAAUGAACCAGAACUUCCUUUGGAUGAAAAUAAAAAAGGAUGCGGACAAUUUAAAUGCUUCGCUUGUGAUAUUUAUUUUAUAAAUAACGACGCAAAAAUACAACAUGAAAAAUCAAAAAAACACAAAAGAAGAGUGAAACAAUUAAACCAAGAAAAAGCACAUACCUACAAGGACGCACUGAGGGCUGCAGAAAUAACCUUUUAA